CCAUUUCCAUUUCUCUGCAUCAAGACUUCCAUGGCUUCUCUUCCUUCCCCACCCACCAUGAAUCUCCUCGAGAAAUCCCUUCUUCCUUCCUCACCUCAAUCUUUCAUUUCCUCAAUACCCUCUUCUUCUUCCUCCUCCAAACCCCUUCGUUCCCAUGCUAUUCGCUGUUCUGUCGCUGUGGCGCCUUCUGUUUCGACUAAGGCAUCGAAGGAAUUCAAGUUGAAGUCUGUCAAGGCCCGGCAGAUCAUCGACAGUAGAGGCAAUCCCACGGUCGAGGUUGAUUUGAUUACUGACGAUCUCUACCGAUCCGCUGUCCCCAGCGGGGCCUCCACUGGGAUCUAUGAGGCGUUGGAGCUUAGAGAUGGAGAUAAAACCGUUUAUGGAGGUAAAGGUGUGCUUACUGCUGUUAAGAACAUCAAUGAUAUCUUGGCUCCUAAGCUUGUUGGCGUCGAUGUCAGGAAUCAAGAAGAAGUUGAUGCAAUCAUGCUGGAAAUUGAUGGAACUCCAAACAAGUCGAAACUUGGGGCAAAUGCUAUACUAGGAGUUUCUUUGAGCGUCUGCAGAGCUGGUGCUGGCGCUAAGGGACUACCAUUGUAUAGGCACAUCCAAGAAUUAUCAGGCACUAAGGAACUUGUUAUGCCAGUUCCUGCUUUUAAUGUUAUAAAUGGGGGUAGCCAUGCUGGAAAUAAUCUAGCAAUGCAAGAAUUUAUGAUCUUACCUGUAGGUGCUAUAUCUUUCGCAGAGGCACUUCGCAUGGGAAGUGAAGUUUAUCACACACUAAAGGGAAUUAUUAAAGCAAAAUAUGGACAAGAUGCCUGCAAUGUUGGAGAUGAGGGUGGAUUCGCUCCAAAUGUUCAAGAUAACAAAGAAGGACUGGUGUUGCUUAUUGAUGCCAUUGAAAAGGCUGGCUAUACAGGAAAGAUCAAAAUAGGAAUGGAUGUUGCAGCUUCAGAGUUUUUCACUAAAGAGGGAAAAUAUGAUUUGAACUUCAAGAAACAGCCAAAUGAUGGAGCUCAUGUUCACUCAGCUCAUGGCCUUGGCGAACUCUAUAAACAGUUUGUCAAAGAUUUUCCCAUUGUUUCCAUCGAGGACCCCUUUGAUCAAGAUGAUUGGAGCUCCUGGGCUUCUCUACAGUCUUCUGUUGAUAUCCAACUUGUGGGAGAUGACUUGCUGGUAACAAAUCCAAAGAGAAUUGCCAAAGGCAUUCAGAAAAAAGCUUGUAAUGCUUUACUUCUGAAGGUUAACCAGAUUGGAUCAGUGACUGAAUCAAUUCAAGCUGCUCUUGAUUCCAAGGCUGCUGGCUGGGGAGUGAUGGUCAGCCACCGAAGUGGUGAAACUGAAGAUAACUUUAUUGCUGAUCUUUCUGUUGGCUUAGCUAGUGGACAGAUCAAGACUGGAGCUCCAUGCCGAAGUGAACGGUUAGCCAAAUAUAAUCAGCUUCUUCGCAUUGAAGAAGAAAUUGGCAGUAUUCGAUAUGCCGGUGCAUCUUUCAGAUCACCUUAGGAGAUAAAAAGUUCAAGGGGACUGUUAAUGUAUCAAUUUUAGGCGGAAGAGUGGCUUGAUAGAAGAAAAUGUGGAGGAUUUCUGCAGAAAUAAUAUGCUGAACUUUUCGGUCCAAGGUGUUGGAAUCUGACAUAGUACAAAGUUGAUUUUGAGUGUUACCAUGAGAGUAUUUAAAUUUUUUGUUUUGAACUAUUCGUUUCAAAAUAAUACAGUGCUUUGUUUCCCAAACUA
This is a messenger RNA of Benincasa hispida (wax gourd), 1734 nucleotides long. RefSeq names its product enolase 1 (gene ENO1). Gene Ontology annotation, molecular function: phosphopyruvate hydratase activity; magnesium ion binding. Gene Ontology annotation, biological process: glycolytic process. The record is from RefSeq and is a predicted model, not a curated record. Gene Ontology annotation, cellular component: phosphopyruvate hydratase complex. Lineage: Eukaryota; Viridiplantae; Streptophyta; Magnoliopsida; Cucurbitales; Cucurbitaceae.